UCGUGUCUGCUUGCGGCCUCUGCUGCGCCGUUUUCGCUUCGCUGUUCCUUGGUUUGCAAUAUUCCGACUUUCAUGCAUGCGCACCGUCACUUUUUCCGACUCUGCCGGAAACCCUGCAUUCCAAGGCCAUUACAACUGUCAUAUUGCCUUGCAUCCAAGAAACUUAUCCCACAAUUUGGACUAACGCAAGCCGAUUAGCAUCGAUGAGGUCUUGACGCCUCGACACUAUCACCAUUACAUCCCCUCCACAAAUAUUUCGCAAUGGAGACCUACCACGGACAUGUCCGCACGCCUAACGAUGCCAUCAUCUUGUUUGAGGCCUGCCGCAUCGGCAUACUACCGCGAGUGCAGCGCCGCCUAUCCGAAAAGGAACGCCAGCAGAUCAAAUCUGGCUCAGUAUUUGUGUGGGACGAGCGCGAGGCUGGCAUGAGGCGGUGGACCGACGGAAAGUCAUGGAGUGCGAGUCGCGUGUCUGGCAGCUUCCUCACAUACCGGGAGAUGGAGGGCAAACGGGGAGGCAGCGCAGUACCCACAGCCCCCGUAGCUAAAAGAGCAAGUGGAAAGUCGCCAGACGGUUCCGGCUCCGGCGACUCAGAGGGCGAGGGACCCGACGGCUACCGGUACAAGCCUGAUGGUCUCAUGAAGCAGUCGUUCAGCAUAACCACCCAGAGCGGACAGCACCUCCACCUCAUCAGCUACUAUUCGCGAUCAAACUCCAACAACCUCCCACAGCCCACCAACGACGCGCAACUGCGACACAUCCGCCCACCAAAGAACAUGUACCCGGAAUCGGCAGUGAAUGAAACCCAGACUGUACCUGCUGUCACUCGUGGUCCCAUGCCUGGCUCACCAUACAGCGCACCUGGACAUAGCAUGGCGCCUUCAUCGCCGUACACUCGCGGUGGUCCUGUCGCACCCAUGUAUGCGGUCCCAGUCUACCCUCCCACGCCGCCAAAUGGCACACCUCCGCUAUACUAUUCCCAGCAUCCUUACUUCUACCCGGGCGUUAUCUACGCGCAGCCCCAAUAUCAUCCGCAACACGUCUUCGAUCGCCCACCCCCACCAAUCGCACACCCUCACGCUCCUCAAGGCCACCAUCCUAUGCUAAUGCAGCACCCCGCCUAUGCCGCGCAUGCCGCGCACGCUGCUCAGCAAUACAUGGCGACACCACCGGUCCGCCAUCCUUCCACAGCUGAGCAGGCUCAACACCCACACCUUCAGCGAUCCAGUGCGCCCGCACCUCCUCCAGCGCCCGCACCAGCGAUUCCUGAGCAAGGCCCCCAGCUUCCUGCCAUUAACGGUGCUGCUGCUGCCGCCGCAGGUGCGAACAAGCCACCGACUCCAGAGCCCUCAGACAAGUCAGAAUCACGAGCACCUGAGUCAAAUAGCGCAGCCCCAGCAGCAUCAAGACCACUUCCUACAUUGGGAUCGCUCCUUAACGGCGAAAAUCAGGAUAAGGACAACCAAAACAACAGCCGUUCAGGCAGUCGCAGCCCUAAUACUGCAACGAGGUUUCCCCGAGACUUGGCGCCGGAACGACUUGCUAAGAACAGCACUGCUGCAGAUAGCAGCGCGCUGAACAAGCUCAACAGCGUGUUCGUGCGAUCAUAGUGAUGCGCUUUGGUCUAUGUCUUACUCUUCAUCUCCUGCUGCGAUGUGGCAUCUUUUCUUUCUUCUUUCUGACACUUCAAUUCUGUACUCUUUAUUCUCUC
Alternaria alternata is the source of this 1712-nucleotide messenger RNA. RefSeq lists its product as hypothetical. Gene Ontology annotation, molecular function: DNA binding. The record is from RefSeq and is a predicted model, not a curated record. Bases 262 to 1611 code for a protein of 449 amino acids. The transcript has a single exon. NCBI's taxonomy places the organism in Eukaryota, Fungi, Ascomycota, Dothideomycetes, Pleosporales, Pleosporaceae.